GGAUUCCGGAAUUUGAUCAUCAAAAAGUGAAGUGAUAUUACGAAGUGCGGAAUAAUUGCGAAUAAUUACUCCGUGCCGUACCUUAAUUUAAAGCACCUUAGGUACCUGAAGGUAAUCCCCGCUCCAUUUUCCCUCACACUGUGCAUGGAGCAUCGAUAAGAUAAGAUCAAGACCGGCAGAAAUACACCGCUUUCGCACACCGCUUCAGGAAUGACCGUGAUGCCAAGAUGGUACUUCAUAUGGAGAUUGUUGUGAACCGGUGUCUCGCACUUGAGAGGCAUCCAAGAAGAGCGGAUAUUUAUUACUCUUCAAGUCAGCCAUAAUACGAGAUUUUUGUCUCUAAAUGUUCGAUCAUGGCUAGUCUCAAGUUGACGGGCAUGCCGUCGCUAAGACGACAGCAUACCCUCCUCGAAUUCAAUAGUCUCAAGCAUGCAUGUCCUGAGGGAGUGUUCGUCAGUCCCACACAAGGCGACCCGUCACUAUGGUCAGGUGUAAUGUUCAUUCGGCGAGGACCUUAUGAGAACGCCGUCUUGCGAUUUCAGAUCUCCUUCGCGGACACCUACCCUACACUACCGCCCCUAAUCACUUUCUCAACCGACAUGUUUCAUCCCCUGCUCGCCCCUCCCACCACUUAUAUGUACACCACCGAUGUCCAUGGAAACGGCACCGUUAGCGCAACCGACGACGAGCGGCUUCCUCCCGGUGGUUUCUCCCUGCGUCAUGGCUUUCCCGGGUGGUUCGGGCGUCGCGGUCGGACCCAAGCUGAAGGCCGACACGCCACUGGGGGCCAAUACUCGCAGCAACAGCAACAGCAGCAACAGCAGCAACAGCAGCAACAGCAGCAACAGCAGCAACAGCAGCAACAGCAGCAACAGCAGCAGCAACAACCGCCAGGCACGCCGGUGCAGGCAGACGAUGGAAAUGGGAGCUCCAUGGCGACACCAGACUCCAGCAGAGCCAAUGCUGCAACGACGAGCGGCGAAGACACCCCGACGAUCUACGAGGUCCUCCGCUACAUCCGCAGCACGUUCGACGACGAGGCUGUGCUUGACUCGGUGCCACUGGAGGCGGCUGGGAAUCCCGGGGCGUGGCAUGCGUGGCGCACUCGGCAGCGGAUGAAGAGACCGGAUCCGGGUUCGGUGGCGACUGCUACGACUUCGCCAGCCGGCGAACAGAGCAAAAAUGACGAGGGGGAAGACGGUGACUCGAAGGAAGGAGAGCCAGCGGGCGACGGCAAGGGAGAGGGAGAGGGAGAGGGUGAGAGCGGGGGCAAUGGCGAGGGACGAGGAACUGCCUCGCUUCCGUCGGAGCCAAUGACGCCCACCAUUGCUUCUAGGCAACCUGGGGAAUGGAAUUGGGAAGGCGUGUGGGAGGAUCGGGUGAAAAAGGGGAUCGCUACUUCACUCUCCGAGCCAGUGUUGUACGGUUCUUCAAGUGCAGGAGCUGGGGAUGAUCUGAUUCAUUUUCUCGCCAUGGAAGAGGAUGAUGUUGCUGCUGUCAAGGAGAAUCUGCUACGGACAUUGGGAACAAGCGCAUGACUUUCUGCUUCCUUUACUGGACUCGCUUUUCCCCUUUCACCCAACUUACCUUACCUAGUACCUAUAUACCCCCUGGCGUUGGGAAACUGAUAGGUAGAUACCGUAUUUCUUUUUAUCACGGCAUAACCGCAAGCAUUAGGGCUAUCUUCCGUUCAGCCAUUCUGUAAUAAAAUCGUCAUGUCACACUUAUAAGCAGC
Messenger RNA from Sodiomyces alkalinus F11, 1735 nucleotides. RefSeq lists its product as hypothetical. Gene Ontology annotation, biological process: regulation of transcription by RNA polymerase II. The coding region runs from base 354 to 1538 and encodes 394 amino acids. The record is from RefSeq and is a predicted model, not a curated record. NCBI's taxonomy places the organism in Eukaryota, Fungi, Ascomycota, Sordariomycetes, Glomerellales, Plectosphaerellaceae. Gene Ontology annotation, molecular function: transcription cis-regulatory region binding. The transcript has 4 exons. Gene Ontology annotation, cellular component: nucleus.